AUGGAAAUUAACCCUUCAAAGUCUGCAACACAAGAUCAGGUGGAGACGAUGAUGAAGGUCGACAGGCUCCCCGAAUUCUACGGGGUCUAUAACGACGUCGUUCAAUUGCCCCAUACUGAACUCGCCGUCUCCGGUGCAACCAAUGUGUUGCCACAUUUCGGUUCACCUUCACCACCGCCAUUUAUAAACCUGCCAACCACUGUUUCUUUCGCCGGUUCGACUCUGGUUCAGGAACCAGGAGCCGCCACCCUGGGUUUCUUAUCUUCCCCGGGGAGUGCAAGUGGUUUCGCCGCACCAUCCGAAAAGAAGAAUUCGAUGGCAGCAAUGAGGGAGAUGAUCUUCCGAAUGGCAGCAAUGCAACCGAUUCAUAUAGACCCUGAAUCGGUGAAGCCACCGAAGAGAAGGAACGUGAAGAUAUCAAAGGAUCCUCAAAGCGUGGCGGCCAGGCACCGUCGGGAGAGGAUUAGUGAGAGAAUAAGGAUACUUCAAAGACUUGUCCCCGGCGGAACUAAAAUGGAUACAGCAUCGAUGUUAGACGAGGCAAUUCACUAUGUCAAGUUCUUGAAGACGCAAGUGCAGUCAUUGGAGCGAGCUGCGGCUAAUAACAACAGGCUAAGUACUGGGAUAGGGUUUCCUGUUUCAAUGUCGAACGGGAGUUUUCUUCCAUAUCAAUUACCUCCUCAACAGCAGUUUGGAGAUGCUAAUUAA
Hibiscus syriacus is the source of this 708-nucleotide messenger RNA. Its product is annotated as transcription factor HEC2-like. The transcript has a single exon. Lineage: Eukaryota; Viridiplantae; Streptophyta; Magnoliopsida; Malvales; Malvaceae. The record is from RefSeq and is a predicted model, not a curated record. Gene Ontology annotation, biological process: regulation of DNA-templated transcription. Bases 1 to 708 code for a protein of 235 amino acids. Gene Ontology annotation, molecular function: DNA-binding transcription factor activity; protein dimerization activity.